GACGUGGGGGAACAUGGAAUGGGGGAACAGGGCGUGGGGGAACAUGGAAUGGGGGGACAGGGCAUGGGAGAACAUGGAAUGGGGGGACAGGGAAUGGGGGGACAGGGAAUGGGGGAACAUGGAAUGGGGGGACAGGGAAUGGGGGAACAGGGAAUGGGGGAACAGGGAAUGCGGGAGCAAGGAAUGGGGGAGCAGGGGACGGGGGAACAGAGAAUGGGGGAACGGGGAAUGUGCGAGUAGAGAACGUGGGGACAGGGAAUGGGGGAGCAGGGAAUGGGGGGGCAGAGAUUUCCCCAUCAGGGAAUAAGGAUCAGGGAAUGGGGGAUGGGGGAAUUGGGGGGACAGGGAAUGGGGGAGCAAGGAAUGGGGGAGCAGGGAUGUCCCACUCAGGAAAUGGGAGGACAGGGAAACGGGGGACAGGGAAUUGGGGAGUGGGGAAUGGGGGAACAGGGAAUGCGGGUGCAGGGAAUGGGGGAGCAGGGGAUGGGGGAAAGGGGGAUGGGGAACAGGGAAUGGGGAGACGGGGAAUGGGCAAGCAGAGAAUGUGGGGACAGGGAAUGGGGGAGCAGGGAAUGGGGGAGCAGGGAAUGGGGGAGCACGGGAUGGGGGAGCGGGGGAUGGAGGUACAGGGGAUGGGGGAACAUGGCAGGAAUGGGGGAGCAGGGAAUAGGGGAGCAGGGAAUGGGGGAGCAGGGAAUGGGGGAACAGGGAAUGGGGGAGCAAGGAAUGGGGGAUCAGGGAAUGGGGGAGCAGGGAAUGGGGGGACGGGGAAUCGGGGGACAGGGAAUGGGGAAGCAAGGAAUGGGGGAGCAGGGAAUGGGGGAACAGGGAAUGGGGGAGCAAGGAAUGGGGGGACAGGGAAUGGGGGGACAGCGAAUGGGGGAGCAGGGAAUGGGGGGACAGGGAAUGGGGAACAUGGAAUGGGGGAGGGGGGAAUGGGGGAACAGGGAAAUGGAGGGGCAGGCAUUUGGGGGACAGGGAUUGGGGGAGCGGCUCAAAAGGGAAAUAGGGAAUGGGGGAGCAGGGAAAUGGAGGGGCAGGCAUUUGGGGGACAGGGAUUGGGGGAGCGGCUCAAAAGGGAAACAGGGAAUGGGGGAGCAGGGAAUGGAGGAGCAGGGAAUGGGGGAGCAGGGAAUGGGGGAGCAGGGGAUCGGGGAACAUGGAAUGGGGGAACAGGGAAUGGGGGGACGGGGAAUUGGCGGACAUGGAAUGGGGGAACAGGGAAUGGGAGAAUUGGGAAUGGGGGAGCAGGGAAUGGGGGGGCAGGGAAUGGGGGAGCGGGGAAUGGGGGAGCAGGAAUGGGGGAGAAAGGCUAA
Molecule: messenger RNA, 1316 nt
Organism: Closterium sp. NIES-65
Lineage: Eukaryota; Viridiplantae; Streptophyta; Zygnematophyceae; Desmidiales; Closteriaceae
Source: the annotation of a GenBank genome assembly